This is a messenger RNA of Microtus oregoni (creeping vole), 3017 nucleotides long. RefSeq names its product protein arginine methyltransferase 7 (gene Prmt7). The record is from RefSeq and is a predicted model, not a curated record. Lineage: Eukaryota; Metazoa; Chordata; Mammalia; Rodentia; Cricetidae. The transcript has 18 exons. The coding region runs from base 186 to 2264 and encodes 692 amino acids. Gene Ontology annotation, molecular function: protein-arginine N-methyltransferase activity. Gene Ontology annotation, biological process: peptidyl-arginine methylation.
GGAGGACUGCGCCGCGUGGAACGUCACGCCUACGCACGGAGGCCCCGCCCCCGGGUCGAGGGUGAGGCCCAAUGGCCGCCGCAGUGGCGGCGAGAGGCGUGCAGCCCACAGCGGGCAUUAGAACUGAUUAGGUUUCUGAUAUCCAGAUCUGUUUCUGUGCAAACAUUGAGGAGCCAGUUGGCACCAUGAAGGUCUUCUGUGGCCGUGCCAAUCCAACCACGGGAUCCCUGGAAUGGCUGGAGGAGGAUGAACACUAUGAUUACCACCAGGAAAUUGCCAGGUCAUCCUAUGCGGACAUGCUGCACGACAAAGACAGAAAUAUAAAGUAUUACCAGGGCAUCCGGGCAGCUGUGAGCAGGGUGAAAGACAGAGGACAGAAAGCCUUGGUUCUUGACAUUGGCACUGGCACAGGUCUCUUGUCCAUGAUGGCAGUUACUGCAGGUGCUGACUUCUGCUAUGCUAUUGAGGUCUUUAAACCUAUGGCUGAUGCUGCUGUGAAGAUUGUGGAGAAAAAUGGCUUCAGUGACAAGAUUAAGGUUAUUAACAAGCAUUCCACUGAGGUGACAGUUGGACCAGAUGGUGACUUGCCGUGUCGGGCUAACAUCCUGGUCACAGAGCUGUUUGACACGGAACUGAUUGGAGAGGGAGCACUGCCCUCUUAUGAGCAUGCUCAUAGGCAUCUUGUGCAGGAGCACUGUGAAGCCGUGCCUCACAAAGCAACUGUCUAUGCCCAGCUGGUGGAGUCCAGAAGGAUGUGGUCCUGGAACAAGCUGUUUCCUGUCCGUGUUCAGACUAGUCUCGGAGAGCAGGUCAUCGUCCCUCCCUCAGAAUUGGAGAGGUGUCCUGGUGCGCCUUCAGUCUAUGACAUUCAGCUGAACCAGGUGUCAACUGCUGACUUUACUGUCCUCAGUGAUGUGCUACCAAUGUUCAGCGUGGACUUCAGCAAGCAAGUCAGUAGCUCGGCAGCCUGCCAUAGCAGGCAGUUUGUACCUCUGGCAUCUGGCCAAGCGCAGGUGGUUCUGUCCUGGUGGGACAUUGAAAUGGACCCUGAGGGGAAGAUCAGAUGUACUAUGGCACCCUUUUGGGCACAGACAGACCCACAGGAGCUUCAGUGGCGGGACCACUGGAUGCAGUGUGUGUACUUCUUGCCGCAGGAGGAGCCCAUUGUUCAGGGCUCACCCCGAUGCCUGGUUGCCCACCAUGAUGACUACUGUGUGUGGUACAGCCUUCAGACAACCAGUGCUGAUGAGAAUGCGAAAGUCUACCAAGUGCGCCCUGUGUGUGAUUGUCAGGCUCACCUGCUCUGGAACCGGCCUCGGUUUGGAGAGAUCAAUGAUCAGGACAGAACUGACCAGUAUGCCCAAGCCCUGAGGACUGUGCUGAUGCCAGGUACCAUCUGUCUUUGUGUCAGUGAUGGCAGUCUGCUCUCUGUGCUGGCCCAUCACCUCGGGGCAGAGCAGGUGUUUACAGUUGAGAGUUCUGUAGCUUCCUACAGACUGAUGAAAAGGAUCUUCAAGGCUAACCACCUGGAAGACAAAAUUAGUAUCAUCAAGAAACGGCCUGAGUUGCUAACGUCUGCAGACCUGGAGGGUAAGAAGGUCUCUCUGCUCCUGGGUGAACCCUUCUUCACCACCAGCCUGCUGCCAUGGCACAACCUAUACUUCUGGUAUGUCCGUACCUCUGUGGAUCAGUACCUGGAGCCUGGAGCUGUGGUGAUGCCCCAGGCUGCCUCACUGCACGCCAUGGUCGUGGAGUUCAGGGACCUGUGGCGGAUCCGGAGCCCUUGUGGUGACUGUGAAGGCUUUGAUGUGCACAUCAUGGAUGAUAUGAUUAAGCACUCCCUGGAUUUUCGAGAGAGCAGGGAGGCAGAGCCCCAUCCAUUGUGGGAGUACCCAUGCCGCAGCCUCUCGGAGCCUCAGGAGAUUCUGACCUUUGAUUUCCAGCAGCCCGUCCCCCAGCAGCCUGUGCGUGCUGAGGGCUCCAUGGAACUGAGAAGACCCGGGAAGAGCCAUGGGGCUGUCCUGUGGAUGGAAUAUCAUCUGACGCCAGACAGCACAGUCAGCACCGGCCUCAUGAAUCCUUUGGAAGACAAGGGGUACUGCUCCUGGAACCCCCACUGCAAGCAAGCUGUGUACUUCUUCAGCACCACACUGGAUCCCAGAGUUCCUCUGGAUGGCCCUCAGUCAGUCAGCUAUGCUGUGGAGUUUCACCCCCUCACUGGAGACAUCACCAUGGAGUUUAGGCUUGCCGACACCUUGAACUAACCUUCCCUUGUUGAGAAAUUAAAUGGCCAAUAGGCUGCAGACUCUGAGUGGUGUGGGGCUCAAUGGGGAAGGAAGGCCAAAGAACUUAUUCACUUGCAUGCACCUACUUGGCGUCUGCACAGAGGAGACCUUUUUUAUUUUUGUAUCUUAGUGCUGCUGGCUCCCAGCAUCAGGUGUGGCAAGCAGAAUAGGCUGUUGACUGAUUUAAGAGUUCUGAAUCGACCAGGGAGAAUGUUCUGUGCUUCUGAGAGUUCAGAAAGCUCUGCUGUAGUAAUGCUUUCUGUCCUACCUCAAGGAGAACUAAGGAACAACCUUCACUGGGACUAAGGUAGGACUGUCCACUUAGCUGGAACCUACCUAGCCUGUUUUCUAGGAAUUUCCGGGUCUCUGCUAGAGAAUGGCCUUCUAGGGAGUUCCUUGGGGGCUUCCUGAUCCUGGUAAGACCUGUGUUGAGAGGACUAGGCUCCCCUGCUAAUAAGUAGCUUUACUAAGCGACAUUCAUACACAUUUGGGUAUCUGGCCUCAGUGCACAUGUGCAGGUGGCCUGAUAAGCCAUGAGACCACACAUCGGUUGCUGCUCACAGGGCUCAAGCAGUUUCCUGUGGAAAACCAGUAGGAAGAAAACUAGGAAAGUCGCCUUCUCCUCUAAUCUGAAGGCCUUGCUCCCCAGUUGGCCACAGCCCUGUCCCACCUCUGCCACUCCUCACUCUACUCUUGCCAAUGACCUCUCUGUAAAGGAUUUGAGAGGUACCC